Centruroides sculpturatus (bark scorpion) is the source of this 807-nucleotide messenger RNA. RefSeq names its product DNA-directed RNA polymerase III subunit RPC10-like. Gene Ontology annotation, cellular component: RNA polymerase III complex. Gene Ontology annotation, biological process: DNA-templated transcription; termination of RNA polymerase III transcription. The record is from RefSeq and is a predicted model, not a curated record. Gene Ontology annotation, molecular function: zinc ion binding; DNA-directed RNA polymerase activity; nucleic acid binding. NCBI's taxonomy places the organism in Eukaryota, Metazoa, Arthropoda, Arachnida, Scorpiones, Buthidae. The transcript has a single exon. The coding region runs from base 114 to 440 and encodes 108 amino acids.
AAUAUUAAUGUUAAACUUUUUUCUUACAGCUUCUGUAGUGGGUAUCAGAUUACAUAUAGCUGUAGCCAGUUGUUGUGUUGCUUCUAGUCUAUACCUUCUUCUUAUUAAAUAAGAUGUUGACUUUUUGUCCUAUCUGUGCUAAUAUUUUGACAGUUGAAGAAGGUGGAAGAGGCUAUCGAUUUGCAUGUAGUACAUGUCCAUACAUCCAUAACAUCUCCAGACGAAUUAGCACUCGAAAGUAUCCAAAAUUGAAAGAAGUAGAUGAUGUAUUAGGUGGAGCUGCUGCAUGGGAUAAUGUGGACUCUACUGAAGAACCGUGUCCAAAGUGUGAACAUGCAAGAGCCUAUUUCAUGCAGCUACAGACACGAUCAGCUGAUGAACCAAUGACCACAUUUUAUAAAUGCUGUAAUCCUCAAUGUGGUCAUCGCUGGAAAGAUUAAUUACUAUGAAAAUGAAUUUGAGUUUGAACUUUGAAAAUAUUUCUCUUGAUAAUUUAUACUUUAAUUUCAUGAAAUGGUUAAUAAUAAGAAGUUAACUUCAGGUAAUUAUAUUGAUGCAAGUUAUUACAAUUUAUAUAUUAAUUCUGGAAAUAUAUUAUUAAAUUGUAUUUAUCAAUAAAAUUAAGAGUUUGACUUCAAUAUGAUGUGUUCUGUUUACUUUUCAUAUUUAUUUUUUAAAAAAGACACUUAUUACAGUAAAAAAUUGUUCAUCUGAAAAAGGAUCAUAAUUUAUCCUAAUGAAUUUAUUAAGACAUCAUUUUGACACAAUUAUAACAAUAAAGAAUAAAAUAUAAAUUUUUUGUUUGCA